Molecule: messenger RNA, 4044 nt
Organism: Rubroshorea leprosula
Lineage: Eukaryota; Viridiplantae; Streptophyta; Magnoliopsida; Malvales; Dipterocarpaceae
Source: the annotation of a GenBank genome assembly
AGUAAAAUGUUAUUCUAUUCUUUAUUCCUUUAGAAAUUGCACUAGUACUAACACUCUAAUUGCUGCAAGGAGGAAACCAUACAUCUCUACGAGCAAGGCGAGGCAAGUAACUGUAAGAAUUGAGUCAGUUCUCCUGUAUACCAUGCAUUGGAAGCAUCAUGCAUUACAUGGAUUGAGUUUAUAAGUUUUGGAAUUCAAUUCUUUGAUUCUUUGCUAAAUUUACACAAGAUGGAAGCACUUGUCAUUUGUAUACUUGAUGGAUUAAGUUUUGUCAUUGCCAUCGUUGCGAUGGACAUGUAAUAUAUGUAUUUGUAAAACUUAGGCGAGAUCACAAACCCAUUAAAUAGACCAAUAUUUGAUUUGAUACCUCAUAGCUGAAUACUUCAUAGAUGCUUGGGGAUUGAAUUAGAAGGCUGCCCUUUUGUUGUUUUCAAGCUUUUCUUUCCCUUCUAGGCAUCAGAAGUCUUGGUUUUCUGAUUGAUGAAGAAGGGAAAGAAAGCAGAAUUGUGAAAGAAAUCGAAAACCUUUAGCCAUUUUAGAUAUUUUGAAAUCCAGAAAUGAGUGCAGUUAAUGGCGUUAUUUCGAGGCAAGUCUUGCCUGUAUGCGGUAGCCUCUGUUACUUUUGCCCAUCUAUGCGUCCGAGGUCCAGACAGCCUGUCAAGAGGUAUAAGAAGCUGAUUGCUGAUAUCUUUCCUCGUUCUCAGGAAGAAGGACCAAAUGAUCGGAAGAUAGGAAAACUAUGUGAAUAUGCUUCCAAAAAUCCCUUGCGCAUUCCUAAGAUUGUUGAUUCUCUUGAGCAAAGGUGUUACAAGGAACUUCGAAAUGAGAAUUUUCAUUCAGCAAAAAUUGUCAUGUGCAUUUACAAGAAAUUGGUGUUCUCCUGUAAGGAUCAAAUGUCACUAUUUGCUAGUAGUUUACUAAGCAUUAUGCAUACUCUGUUGGAUCAAACACGGCAGGAUGAGAUGCGAAUUAUAGGAUGUCAAACACUUUUUGACUUUGUAAAUAAUCAGAAGGAUGGAACUUACAUUUUUAACUUAGAAGGAUAUAUUCCAAAACUCUGUCAGUUAGCUCAAGAACUUGGGGAAGAUGAGAGGGCACUUAAUCUGCGUGCGGCUGGGCUUCAGGCUCUUUCUUCAGUGAUUUACUUUAUGGGAGAACACUAUCACAUUUCAGUGGAAUUUGAUAAUGUUGUUUCAGUAGUCUUGGAAAAUUAUGAAGGGCCAAAUAAAAAUUCAGAGAACCCUGAUGGUCAAAAGUGGGUGGAAGAAGUGCUCAAAAAUGAGGGUCAUGUCCCCUUGCCAGAUGCACUCACAAAGUUUCCUUCUUGGAGCACAAUUGUGAACAAUAAAGGCGAACUAACUGUGGCAGAUGAAGAUGCAAAGAAUCCAGGCUUCUGGUCCAGAGUUUGCUUGCAUAACAUGGCGAAGCUGGCAAAGGAGGCUACAACAAUGCGACGUGUUCUUGAAUCUCUGUUCCGUUACUUUGAUAAUGGGGACUUAUGGUCCCUUCAAAAUGGUCUUGCCUUCCCCAUCUUAAAGGAUAUGCAGUUUUUAAUGGAUAGUUCUGGACAGAACACACAUUUUUUGCUGUCCAUAUUAGUGAAGCAUCUUGAUCAUAAAAAUGUCCUUAAACAACCUGAUAUGCAGCUUGACAUCAUACAAGUUACUUCCUGCCUUGUUCAAUAUGCAAAAAUUGAGUCUUCUGUUUCAAUACUUGGUGCCAUAAGUGAUAUAAUAAGGCAUUUAAGGAAGAGCAUACAUUGCUCAUUUGAUACAAAUCAUGGAGCUGAUGUAAUAAAAUGGAAUAUAGACUUUAAAGAAGCAGUUGAUAAGUGCCUCGUACGAUUAUCAUAUAAGGUUGGAGAUGCAGGCCCAAUUCUUGAUGUCAUGGCUGGAAUGUUGGAGAACAUCUCAGCUAUUACAGUUACAGCCAGAACUACAAUUUUUGCUGUUUAUCGUGCUGCCCAAAUUGUGGCUGCCCUACCAAAUCCAUCAUAUCAAAACAAGGCAUUUCCUGAGGCUUUAUUUCAUCAGCUACUCCCCGCUAUGGUCCAUCCAGACCAUGAAACUCGAAUUGGAGCCCACCGUAUAUUUUCUGUUGUUCUUGUGCCAUCUUCAGUUUGCCCCCAUCCAUCUUCAGUUAUUCCUGAUUCAAAGAAGGCCAAAGUUCCACGAUCGCUCUCAAGAGCUGUCUCUGUCUUUUCUUCUUCAGCUGCUCUUUUUGAGAAGUUGAGGGAGGAGAGAUCUUCUUCAAGGGAAAAUAUAGUUCAAGAGAACAAAGCAACUUUUGUCAGUGAAGAAGAACUUAAAAACAAUAACAGUGGGUUUCUCAAUAGAUUGAGAUCAUCUUAUAGCCAAGAAUAUAGUGUGGAAAACCUCUCUCCUACAUCUCCCACAGCUGAUGAAAAUUCUACGGGCUGCUCAGAUAAGGAACUUCCUCAAGAGGUGAAAUCUCUACGACUGAGUAGUCACCAGAUUAGCCUAUUGCUGUCAUCCAUUUGGGCACAGUCUAUCUCUCCAGAAAAUACUCCUCAAAACUAUGAAGCAAUUGCUCAUACAUACUGCCUUGUGUUGCUGUUCUCUCGAGCCAAGAACUCUAGUCAUGAGGUUCUAGCUCGAAGUUUCCAGCUAGCAUUUUCCUUGAGAAACAUCUCUCUUAGUGAAGGAGGACAACUACCACCAUCACGUCGUAGAUCUCUUUUUACUUUGGCAACUUCAAUGCUUCUCUUUUCUUCAAAAGCUUACAACAUUCUUCCUCUUGUCUAUCACAUCAAGGCAAUCCUUAUGGAAGAGAUGGUGGAUCCGUUUUUAUGCUUGGUGGAGGAUCACAAGUUAACAGCUGCUAAUGGUGGCCCUCUCCAGCAAACCAUUGUUUACGGGUCAAAAGAAGAUGAUAAUUUGGCUCUGAAGACUCUCUCACAAAUACAGAUCACACAGGACCAAAGCAGGGAAUCACUUGCUUCUGAGAUCUUGACAAGCUUGGGAAAUUUGUCAGAACAUGAAUUAUCCAAUGUAAGGAGGCAGCUGCUCAAUGAAUUUGUACCUGAUGAUGUGUGUCCUCUGGGAGCCCAGAUGUUUAUGGAGGCGGCACAUCAGAACUAUUUGAUUGAUUCAGAAAAUAAUAAAUUUGAGAGUGGUUCCAUUGUCUCAGUUGAGGAUGAUCCUUUGUCAGAAUCAUUUGAAAGUCAACCCAAACAUAACAAAGCAUUGACCCUUGUGACUCCAAACCUUUUGAGUGCUAAUCAACUUCUAGAAUCGGUCUUGGAGACAGCACAACAGUUUGGAAGAAUUUCUGUAUCUACUGGAGCGAACAUGCCCUACAAGGAAAUAGCAAGCCACUGUGAGGCACUUUUAAUGGGAAAGCAGCAAAAGAUGUCUCAUUUGAUGAAUGCCCAUCUGCAACAAGAAAGUCUGUUUAAGGUGUAUGUUUAUACUCCCGAAGAGUCAGAGAAGGCUGGCAAGACGUCUCUUGACCAAAAUGUCACUACCAUUUCAAUCAAACCAUUUAGAAAUCUUUCAAUGCUAUGUGUGACUGAGUAUCAACCUCCUCCCCAGUUGUCCCAAUUACCAGCAUCAAGUCCAUACGACAAAUUCCUAAAAGCUGCUGGAUGUUGAUUCUUCAGAAAUUGCGCUAGUACUAACACUCUAGUUGCUGCAAGGAGGAAACCAUACAUAUCUACGAGCAAGUUGAGGCAAGUAACUGUAAGAACUGAGUCAAUUCUCCUGUGUACCAUGUAUUGGAAGCAUCAUGCAUUACAUGGAUUGAGUUUAUAAGUUUUGGAAUUCAAUUCUUUGAUUCUUUGCUAAAUUUACGCAAGAUGGAAAGCACUUGUCAUUUGUAUACUUGAAGGAUUGAAGUUUUGUCAUUGCCAUCAUUGUGAUGGACAUGUAAUAUAUGUAUUUGUAAAACUUAGGCGAGAUCACAAACCCAUUAAACAGACCAAUAUUUGAUUUGAUACCUCAUAGCUGAAUACUUCAUCCCUGUACGUAACAAUUGAACAAGGUAAAUGGUUUGUCAUUAGAUGAAUUAAUUGUACAUGAAAUG